Molecule: messenger RNA, 1446 nt
Organism: Aspergillus japonicus CBS 114.51
Lineage: Eukaryota; Fungi; Ascomycota; Eurotiomycetes; Eurotiales; Aspergillaceae
Product: putative cell wall organization protein/glutathione transferase (Gto3)
Exons: 4
Coding region: 47-1279 (410 amino acids)
Cellular component (GO): cytoplasm
Molecular function (GO): glutathione transferase activity
Source: RefSeq, a predicted model, not a curated record
CCCAUCGCAGCAACUUGAGCUUCACAUCUACCCAAAUCAGCACACGAUGGCCUCCGACUCCCCCUCCGCCGACCAGGUACAUCAGCCCGGCACCGCCGACGGCUGGCACGGCAUCAUCCCCAGCAAUGCGUUCCCCGCCGAGCCCAACCGCUACCACCUGUACAUCGGGCUGUUCUGCCCGUUCGCGCACCGCGUCAACUUCGUCCGCCACCUGAAGGGCCUCACGCACAUCAUCCACACCAGCGUGGUCAAGCCGUACCCCAAGGGCGACGCGAAAGGCUGGCCCGGGUGGAAGUUCCCGGCCACCGAGACGGAGUACCCCGGCGCGACGGUGGACCACCUGUUCGGGGAGGACUACCUGCACAAGGUGUACUUCCGGGCGGAUGCGGAGUACAAGGGGCGAUACUCGGUGCCGUUGCUGUGGGACACGAAGAGCAACACGGCGGUUGCGAAUGAAAGCAUCGACAUCCUCCGCUGGCUGCCGCGCGCCUUCAACGCGCACCUCCCGCCCGCCCUCGCCGCGAUCGACCUGUACCCGGCCCACCUCCGCGCGAAAAUCGACGCCAUCAGCCCCUGGCUGCAGGCCGACCUCAACACCGGCGUGUACAAGGCCGGCUUCGCCGAGACGCAGGAGGUCUACAACGAGAAGGUGAUCCCGGUGUUCGGGGCGCUGAACAAGCUCGAGCGCCUCGUCGCCGCCCACGGCGGUCCGUUCGUGCUGGGCAAGGAGAUGACGGAGCUCGACGUGCUGCUGUACGCCACGCUGAUUCGGUUCGACACGGUGUACGUGCAGCACUUCAAGUGCAAUCUGGGCACGAUCCGCCACGAUUACCCCGUGUUGAACAACUGGCUGAAGGGGAUGUACUGGGACGUGCCGGCGGCGCGCGCGAGUACGGACUUCCGGCAUAUCAAGGAGAAUUAUACCAAGAGUCACGAGAUGAUCAAUCCGCGGGCGAUUACGCCGGUGGGGCCGUAUCCGGAUGUCGAGGAGGGGGUGGAGCGGGAUUGGGGGGUGUUGAGGGUGGGAGGGGUGAAGCAUCCGAAGGUUUUGGAGUAUGAGGCCGGGAUUCCGGAUACUAAAACCCCACAGAAAAUGCAAUUCACAAUCCUCACCACCCUCACCACCCUCUUCCUGGCCGCCUUCGCCGCCGCAAACCCGGAGGCCAACCCUAACCCGGAACCCUUCAACAUCGGCUUCGGUGUGGAUGCCGCUGCCAACGCGGCUGCUGAGGUCGCUGCGCAGGCGGGGGCGGGGUUGGGUGCUGGUGUGCAUAUCUAAGCUUUACUCUUGACCGGGACUACUUGGUGGUGCUUUCUUGGUAAAGCUGGAGGGGUGAGCUGAGGUAUGGCUUUUUUUCGGUUGGGGAUGGUGUGGAGGGAUGGGGUGCUGAUGUUUUUUACAGGGUUGGUGAGAUGGAGGUGGGGGUUUAGCUGCGCUUGGUGAUG